This is a messenger RNA of Phodopus roborovskii (desert hamster), 1004 nucleotides long. It is a transcript of the gene Ms4a18, whose product is annotated as membrane spanning 4-domains A18. Gene Ontology annotation, biological process: cell surface receptor signaling pathway. The transcript is spliced from 6 exons. Bases 6 to 1004 code for a protein of 332 amino acids. Lineage: Eukaryota; Metazoa; Chordata; Mammalia; Rodentia; Cricetidae. Gene Ontology annotation, cellular component: plasma membrane. The record is from RefSeq and is a predicted model, not a curated record.
ACAUCAUGAUCCAACAAGAGAGUGUGUCUGCUGUUACUGCUGUCCCAGGCAAUGUCCAGCCAUUGGAAAUGACGACUUACCCGGCACCAGCAACUGUGCUCCAGUACAAUACAGGCAGUACAAACUUACAAAGACCACACAUUGUGAUCCAGAAUCCAGCUGGACUGACAGGCCUGCAGGCCCAGCCCACUGUACUACAGUAUCCAGUAGGAAUGGCUGGUGUGCAGCCUUCACCAGGAGUGAUCCAGUACUCACCAGAAAUACCAAGUGUCCAGGUCCUGCCUGGAAACCCUCAGAAUCCCCUGAACACUGUCCCGGGGCCAACACAGACCUCAAGCAAUCCCCAGUGGAACAUGUCCUUUAUGUCCUUUCCUGAAUUUGAUCCCAAAAAAUUCAUAAGUAAAGAGGUCAGAACAUUAGGGGGUAUCCAGAUCCUCAUUGGCCUGUUUCAUAUCGUCUCUGCAGCCAACCCUCAACUAUACUGGAGCUAUUCUGUGCUGGGGAUAACAGGGUACCUGGUCUGGGGAGGGCUAUCUUUUAUCAUCUCUGGAUCCCUCUCAAUCUCAGCUGAAAAGUCUGCCAACAGUUGCAUGGUGAACGCCAGCAUCGGCAUGAAUAUCGUCAGUUCCAUCUUCUCCCUUGCUGGUAUCAUCAUUAUCAUUGUAGAUCUGUGUGUUUACAACUCUGGUCUUGGUUCACUGGUGGAUUGUUUGAAAGCAAUCACUGGGGGUCUUCUCCCCUUUGCCUUCCUGGAAUUCAUCAUCACCUGUGUGGUCUCACAUUUUGGGUGCCAGGCUACAUGCUGGACCCAUUUUGAGAACAUGACUGUGAUCUCACCCAUGGUCAGUGGCAACACGGUCAACAUGACCAAUGGACCUGUCAACACCACCAGCCCAGCCAGUGCCACCAACAUCCCAGUUCAGGCCACUGUCCAUCCCACUGUCCCCAGUAAUGCUUACCCUGAAAACUUAUACAUAAAUGGAGCUGAUCUUACCCAGAAAUAG